AUGGAGUCUUAUCGAAUGACCGGGCUGCCGUUGAUGUCGUUCCAGCAGCAUCUCAGCCGGCUCUACAACGACACCAAGAAGUCGUCUGACUUUGUCAAGGAGCCCGUCCAGAAUGCCGAGGACCCGGAAAUCAAGGCGCUGCACCGCAAGCUGCGCAUCCAAAAGGACCGCCUCGUCAGCUGGGGCCUCGAGUGGUCCGAUCCCAGCCAGUCCAGCGAAGUGCUCAUCGACUCGUCCAUCUCCAGGGCCGGCCUCAGCGAGAUUGUCAGCAGCAUCAUGUCAACAAUAAAGGAGACCCUGGCCGAGGUGGAGCCCCUGUGGCUCAGCUCCAAGCGCCUCGUCGGCGAGGACACCCCGUCGUUGGAUCGCGACCGCGACCGAAAGUUGUCGUCUGUCACCUGGGACAAGGCUCGCUUUGUCGAUCUAGUCCGAGACCUGACGGUGUCCAUCGAUACUUUAUAUGAUUUGUCCAGGAACCGGUUGUCCGAAUCGGGAGAAGGAGGAAAAGGAGGAGGAAGAGGAGGACCGUCCAAGCCUACCCCAUCAUGGCUGGAGAGGGGUCCACCAGCCGAGGACCUCCGCCCUUUCGAGUCAACGAGGAUGCAGGUCCCUCAGCAGAUCAAUUCGGCCACCCUUACCUGCAUCGAGUCGCCACAUCUUGCCGACUCUCCUCCCGGGACAGAAACCCGACAAGUGGUCUUCAUGAGCAAGCAGGUCUAUGCGGAUUUCGCCCGCGUCCGGGGCCUUCGGCAAGGCUAUUCUCCACUGCUGCUGGAGUACUCCUAUUUCGACCCUGUGUAUUCGAGCACCGGCAUCAUGCCGUCUAUGGCCCGGUUCGAGAAGCUCGCGUCUGGCCUGCAGGCCAAUAUGCAGCGCCCAUCCAACGCCUGGAUCGGCAUUCCCCAGCUGCUCGGCUAUUUCGAAGACAUGGAUCACUCUCGCCUCGGCCUGGUUUACCACUUCCCUCCGGGCUGCAACGCUGUCGUGCCGUCCGAUGUUGCGGCGCAUCAGCCCCGAUCCUGCCUGCUGACACUGAGCGAUAUGCUCUCCAGUCCCAGCGUGGAGCCGCGAUUGGAGGCUAAGUUCCGGCUUGCCUCCAAUCUUGCCAACACUGUCUUCGAGAUGCACGCCCGAGGCAUUGCACACGGACGGCUAGGCGAUCAGAGUGUUCUCUUCGGUCGUGAUGCUGCACCCGGGACGGCGGCAACAGACAUCUCGAGAGCCGACGUGCGGAAGCCGCUCAUUUCCGGUUUCGACCUCUUCCCCUCUACUCCUUCGCCAGACAGGGAGCAGCAGUCGCUUCUGUUCAGACACCCUCUCAAUCCGCAGUCAUUCUCACCCGAAUCCCCUCCGAUUGUGGAUGCCGACCCUCGGGCAUUCGACCUGUAUUCUGUGGCGAUGCUCCUUCUGUCCAUCGGCAUGUGGACAAAGGUGGAGAACCUCGUUCCGCAUCGUGAGUCGGCAUCUGUGUCUGAAACGGUACUUGACCAGCUAGCCGUGCAAUGCGGUACUCUAUAUAUGAAAGCAGUGCAAACGUGCUGGAAUGCCAUGGAGACAGUGGUGUCUGCCAAGACGCCCAGUGAGUCGCAUCUGGCUCGGGUGGAACUCAAGGUCAGCCGCUAUCUGGAAGCAUGUUGUGUCUUGGACACGGUGAGCGCCUUUGAAGAGCCCACAAGAGAGGGACUGCGACGUGAGGACACUUUCGGGGCGACGACGAUAACGGCGACGCCGGCGCCGACACCGACCUUGACGCCUGCAGCGAGCUUCUACCAGAAGCAGAGCACCGACGUCAAGUCACCUUUGGAUCGGGGACUGGAUAGAGGACGGCCCACCGAUGACUUCCCCAUGCGCGCAGCGCCUGUAGAUGCGAGACCGCCGAUUCCGCCCCGGGUUCCCGCUGCGAGGACAACAACGUUUGGAAAAUCAGAAGCUGGUCUCUCCAUGUCCUCCAAGCCCGAGCCUGUGCGCUUGAAACUCUUCCCACAGGUUGCCCUGCCCCCGGAUGUCAUUGAGCAGUGGCACACGUUCCUGAUGCCGCAGAUAAACUUCGCCCUGCGCAAUUUCUAUCGUAACCAUCCGGAAUCUGUGGAAAUCUCGCUCGAGUCUGUGGGCGAGUCACCACGAAACACGAAGCCAACUGUCAUGGUGGUGUGUACCUCGGUCAGCAAGGUUCGGCACAUCCUGAAGAGAAAGCUGGGCGCGGUGUUUGAUGGAUCGUCUGGGUUCUCCCUAAAAGUCUGCAGCGGCCGCGUGCUUCGAUCACGCAAGGACGGCGCAGCGCAAGGUGCCAGGCCCAAGCGAAACCAAGACGACGGUGGCAGGAAACAGAUCCUUGCUGCGAACAACCAAUUCCAGGAACGACCUCAAAACGGGGCCAGCAUCGGUGCUUGGAUUGGCGAUCGGCAUCUCCCUCCUGUCAGCUUCGGCGGGCUAGUGCUUGUCGAUGGCAAGCCGUUUGGCAUGACGGUGCACCACAUGCUCGACGACCCAGACGCGAUCGAGGCGGCAGCAGCCCGGGAAGGUCAGAAGACAGUUCGCAGCAGCAGCUCAGCAGCCGCCACACAGGAGAUCGAAGCACUUGGACAGUCUCUACUGGACUGGUAUGAAGAGCUCCAGGCCGAUUCGUCCACGGCGAGCUCCAAUGGCGGCGAUUUCGCCUGCGAGUUCUCCGACACGAACUCGGCGGUAUCCGAUUCCGAUCUCACCAGCGAGUGGUCCGACAACAGCGAUGAGGAAGAAAACGACGAGUCUGGCGCCAGCAGCGGCGAGCCGGGCGAUCUGCCUGGCGUGGAGCCCGGCUUUGGCGACGGCUAUGUUGUGACUCAACCUGCGCUUGAUGAUGUCGAGAAGGACUUCUAUCCCGACCAGGAGACUCAAGAUGACGACCACCUAGACUCUUGCGGCCUGGGCGAUAUCUUUGCUUCUAGCGGCGUCCGCAGACGCGUGGACGAACAGGGACUGGUGCAUGAGAUCGAUUGGGCGCUUUUUGAGUUCAAGGAAGAGCGACGACCGGCAGACAACUCGAUUCCUCACCUUCCUCUAGAACGCCGAGGCUCGCCGUCUUUCACGGCAUCGGCAGCGGUCAAGCCGUCGGUUCUUCACCCGACCACAGUGGCCCCGUCUUCUGCGCUCCCCGGGCUCGAGGUGCAAUGCAUAGCUCGCACGUCAGGCCUGCAGACGGGCCAGAUUCUGCCGACGAUCACGUCAGUCAAGAUCUACGGACGGCUGUCACCGUCGCACACGUACCAGAUCAGUGGGAGCAGUUCUGCAGCAGCUGCAACCGCUGCAAUGGCAUCUCGUGCGGCUGGGCGCCGUCCAAAUAUGCCUAUUGGUAUCCCGGGAGACAGUGGGGCGUGGAUUGUCGAGCGCGAGCACGGUCGGCUAUGCGGGCAUGUGCUGGCUUGGAGCGAGCGCAAGAAGGUGGCGUAUCUGUGUCCGAUGGACGUGAUGUUGUUGGACAUUGCCGAGACGCUGGAGGCAGGCGAGGUGCGACUGCCCGGAGGCGAUGCAGUGGUCAAGAUCAUGGAUGGAGAAGCGAGAAAAAAGAAGGAAGCGUGGCGUGGGCUCGGCAAGGGGACAGAGCCAGACGGAGAAGAAGGUGAUCUGGGCAAGGACAAGGGCGAGGAGGAAGAGGACGAAGGAUACCACGACGAGCACAACGCGGCCGAAAGCGGCGCUGGGACGUCAUUUGGGCCGACGGUGGAGAAGUUUGAGGGAGGAGACAUGUGUCCGCAGCCGACGAAGAUGAUGGAGCUUGCGGGGAGCCUGGGAAAGAUGCAUUUGGGUGGCGGCAAUGUGGAGACGGCGUGUUGA
Messenger RNA from Grosmannia clavigera kw1407, 3813 nucleotides. Its product is annotated as het-s domain containing protein. The transcript has a single exon. The record is from RefSeq and is a predicted model, not a curated record. NCBI's taxonomy places the organism in Eukaryota, Fungi, Ascomycota, Sordariomycetes, Ophiostomatales, Ophiostomataceae. Bases 1 to 3813 code for a protein of 1270 amino acids.